Messenger RNA from Eurypyga helias (sunbittern), 1161 nucleotides. It is a transcript of the gene SLC25A46, whose product is annotated as solute carrier family 25, member 46. The annotation marks the transcript as partial. Gene Ontology annotation, biological process: mitochondrial membrane fission; mitochondrial fission; axon development. The transcript is spliced from 8 exons. NCBI's taxonomy places the organism in Eukaryota, Metazoa, Chordata, Aves, Eurypygiformes, Eurypygidae. The record is from RefSeq and is a predicted model, not a curated record. Gene Ontology annotation, cellular component: mitochondrial outer membrane.
UACAGCUUCUGCAAGUGGAGAGGAGCAGUUGAACAGAUUUGCAGGCUUUGGUAUUGGCCUUGCAAGCCUAUUUACAGAAAAUGUGUUGGCACACCCUUGCAUUGUUCUACGCCGUCAGUGUCAGGUUAACUAUCAUGCUCGGAAUUAUCAUCUCACUCCAUUUACUAUUGUCAAUAUUAUGUACAGCAUCAAUAAGACACAGGGUCCAAGAGCUCUCUGGAAAGGAAUGGGCAGCACUUUCAUUGUUCAGGGCAUAACCCUGGGAACAGAAGGCAUCAUCAGUGAAUUUACACCUUUGCCAAGGGAGCUUUCACAUAAAUGGAACCUCAGUCAGAUAGGUGGACACCUUCUACUCAAAGGUUUAACACAUGUGAUAGCAAUGCCUUUUUAUUCUGCAAGCCUGAUUGAGACUGUACAGAGCGAAAUCAUUCGAGAUAACCCUGGCAUCCUGGACUGCGUGAAAGAAGGAAUCGGCAGAGUUGUGGGCUUGGGAGUACCCCAUAGCAAGCGUCUCCUUCCUCUGAUGGUCUUGACUUUUCCAACUGCCCUACAUGGAGUUCUUCACUACGUCAUCAGUUCCAUCGUCCAGAAGCUCGUUUUGUUUUUUCUGAAAAGGGAUAGUUCCCACAACCUUCCAACUGAGAGCUCCACUUCUGUGCAGAGCAUGCUGGACGCGUAUUUUCCGGAACUUAUUGCUAGCUUUGCUGCUAGUCUCUGUGCUGAUGUCAUGCUUUAUCCACUGGAGACAGUUUUACACCGCCUUCAUAUUCAAGGGACACGCACAAUAAUUGACAAUACAGACCUUGGCUAUGAAGUGCUUCCAAUCAAUACUCAGUAUGAGGGAAUGAGAGACUGCAUAAAUACCAUAAAACGGGAAGAAGGCAUGCUAGGUUUUUAUAAAGGGUUUGGAGCUGUUGUAGUACAGUAUACCUUGCAUGUGGCAGUUUUACAGCUUACCAAAAUUAUUUACUCGAUGCUGCUUCAAAACGUCUCUUAAUCUGUUCAGGUGUGGAUUUAGCACUGUGGACAUGAUUGACUUACUAACCUAAUUAUUCUUUCAAGCUUCUUAGAACAGGAAGUUUGAAGAAUCCGCCCUGCGGAUUCUCCUUACACUGUAAAAGAACUUGUUUUAAAAAUGGGGAUAUAGAUUACUAAGUGUAA